AUGAUGAGAAAAAUAAUUAUUUUUCUAUGUUUCGCGUGGUUUGACAGUGGUUGUAAUUAUAUGUUAAAUUGUAAAGUGUACCCCCUACAUUUGAUUCACUACAAUGAUUUUCAUGCAAGGUUUGAAGAAACGUCUGAUGACUCGUUGCUCUGUGACCAUAAUAAAGAAAAGUGCUAUGGUGGUCUACCUCGCCUUCUCUAUAAGAUAGAGGCUAUACGACGACUGCACCCCGAUUCUGUUCUUCUGGAUGCAGGAGACAGCUUCCAGGGCACUUAUUGGUACACACUGCUUAAAUGGAAUGCAACUCAGUAUUUUCUGAAUUUGUUGAAUAAUGAUGCGCAUGCAAUCGGAAACCACGAGUUCGACGAUGACAUUGAUGGCCUAGCGCCAUAUUUAGCCAAUUUGAAAGCCCCGGCGUUGGCUGCUAACCUAGACGCUUCAGAAGAACCCAGACUCAAAGGGUUGUUCAAGUCAUACACAAUUAUAGAAAGAAAAGGAAAGAAGAUUGGAAUCGUUGGAGUGACUACCACGGCUACUAAGGGUCUAGCACCAACCGGCAAUGUGAAGUUCACUGACCCCCGUGAGGCAGCGCUCCGGGAAUCGAAGAACCUUCGUGACAUGGGAGUGGAUGUAAUCAUACUCCUAUCACACUGUGGGUACACACUCGAUGUGGAAAUAGCACAAGAUUAUGGCCAGUAUAUUGACUUGGUUGUGGGUGGUCAUUCCCAUAGAGACAAGACGGUAAUGUUUCCUUACCUCACUGUCGUGAAAAGCAAAAGUGAUAAUAAUCAUCAGGUGUUAGUCCUCCAGACGGAUGCGUUCACUAAAUUCCUUGGAAACAUUACAAUUAAUUUUAAUUGUAUCGGCGAUAUUCUCAAUUGGUAUGGAGAGCCCAUUGCUUUGGACAACUCUAUACCUGAAGACGAAAACCUUAAGAACAAACUGGCUUCCUACGCCGAACAAGUACAUACAGCUGCAGCCAAGGUUAUUGGACACAUAGACAAAACCAUGGAUCAUAGAGAUUGCGUUCACGGUGAAUGUUUGAUGGGAAAUUUCUUGGCUGAUAUGAUGAGGUAUACGGCGCAAUUAAAAAUAAAGACUCCCUAUCCUAUCAUUGCACUAAUACAAAGAAGCAAUAUGAGAGCUAUAAUACGUAAAGGUGAAUUAACUGAAGGCUCUAUAGUCGAAUUAUUUCCAUAUUUGGAUCUGCUAACUAGCUUUGAAUUACAAGGAAAGUACCUUUACGAAGCCUUAGAACGGUCAGCAAGUGAUUUGAUAAAAGGCGAGCGUUUUACGGGACCCUGGCUUUUACAGGUUUCAGGACUUCAAGUAACAUACAACAUAUCUCGGCCAAUGGGUAAUAGGGUGGCUUCGGCGUAUGUUAAGAAAAAGUUCUCAACGGUACCUCUGGACAAGGAUAAAAUAUACCAAAUUGUAGCGCCCAUAUAUUUAACUGAUGGCGGAGAUGGAUAUACGAUGAUCUCGGAUAACCAUAAAAAUCCAGAAAUUCUCGGCUACGAUCAACAUCGCUUGAGGGAAUAUAUCAAAGCAUACAAGUCUAUAAAUGUAAAAAUAGAAGGAAGAAUUUUGAUCAGCUAG
Molecule: messenger RNA, 1599 nt
Organism: Pieris macdunnoughi
Lineage: Eukaryota; Metazoa; Arthropoda; Insecta; Lepidoptera; Pieridae
Source: the annotation of a GenBank genome assembly